AAUCAAAGCAGUCGUUUGGUUUUGGAUUAAAUCCAUGCAGGUUUUUUGGUAAAAUGUACAUAAAUAGAUUUUUAUCAGAUUUUUUUUUUUAAACAAUAGUUUGAGAAACUUUUGUAAAUAUGCCACCUGAGCCGGAAACGAAUAGUGAGGAUCUUCGACAUUUGAACGAUCCGUUGCGCCUGCCCACAUCGGUGCUAAGCGAAGAUCCAAGAUAUCGCAUCAAGCCCAUGCAACAGGUUAUGUCCGCGCUUUUUGGUGGCCUAAUCACAACGUUUGUCGUGACACCGUUGGAGGUGGUUAAGACCCGUGUUCAAACACAGCACACUGUACCCAAGCGCCCGACAGUGUCCAAGCUAUGCUAUGUAUUCCACAAUGGCCUAAUGACACACGUCUGCAAACCAAAUGCCAACGAAUGCAUUCCCAAGCCUGGCAAACCUCCAACCAAUUUGCGUCCAUUGCGCGGUGCCAUGGAUGCCUUCAUGAAGAUUAUUUGUACCAACGGUAUCGGCGGUCUUUGGUCGGGACUAAGUCCAACUCUAGUGUCGGCCCUGCCAUCGACCAUUAUUUACUUCCUGACCUAUGAGUAUCUGAAGAAUUCGUUCGGAAAUUUGUACUUUAUGUGCCAGCAGAGUGCUCAGGCUUCUGAUGUCUCCACUAAGAGUGGUAGUAGUAAUACGGAUACAGUGGAAUCGGCAACGAUGCCUGUCCCAGCAGUAGUGCCGAUGGCUGCUGGCAUUUGUUCACGCACUGUUGUUGUUACCGCCAUAACACCCAUCGAAAUGAUACGGAUUAAAAUGCAAUCGGGGUACAUGACAUAUGCUGAAUUGUGGCGAGUGUUGGGCUCUCUGAUACGCACUCAAGGGUUUUUGGGUUUGUGGCGUGGCUGGCCACCGACAGUAAUGCGAGAUGCUCCCUUUUCGGGCACAUAUUGGGCGGCAUAUGAGUCUAUGAAGCGAGCCUUCAAUGUGACAGAACCGACAUUUGGUUUUAGUUUUUUAACAGGAGCAGUCGCCGGGGCGCUAGCUACUUGGGUGACAAUGCCCUUUGAUUUGAUUACCACUCAUACACAAAUUGAGUUGGGCCAGGAUGUGCUCCACUCCGACAGCAUGGCAAAGGGUAAGGCAACAGGCGGAGCAGGAGUGGGUCCGGCUGUUAGUACUGCUCCAGGAGCACGACCCUCAGUUUUUAAUCGCUUGGGCCACAUCUAUCGUCAGCAAGGAUUACGCGGUCUUUACGUUGGUGUAAUGCCGCGCAUGUUGCGCGUCGUUCCAGCCUGCGCCAUUAUGAUAUCCACAUUUGAAUAUAGUAAAGCUUUCUUUUUCCAUUACAAUCUGGAUCUUAAGGAGACGGGCUAUCGCCGGCGGGCAUAUUGACAAAGUCACAUCAAGAUCCCAAGGAAGAAACUGGAUAAAACGC
Molecule: messenger RNA, 1416 nt
Organism: Drosophila willistoni
Lineage: Eukaryota; Metazoa; Arthropoda; Insecta; Diptera; Drosophilidae
Product: solute carrier family 25 member 40
Exons: 4
Coding region: 120-1373 (417 amino acids)
Biological process (GO): mitochondrial transmembrane transport
Source: RefSeq, a predicted model, not a curated record